Carica papaya (papaya) is the source of this 2757-nucleotide messenger RNA. RefSeq names its product seed imbibition 1. The record is from RefSeq and is a predicted model, not a curated record. Lineage: Eukaryota; Viridiplantae; Streptophyta; Magnoliopsida; Brassicales; Caricaceae.
GAUCUUGACACAGAAAAAUUCUCUUCCCCCGCCCAAGUUACUCGAUUGCAAUUUGCUUAUUUUCCAGGUACUCGUCAGCUAAAAUCAUAACACCAUCAUGAUUUGCAGUACACCUCUUCUUUCUCUUUUCCACGACCUUUUCAUGAUCGUUAUAAAUACCCUCCACCGGUUAUCAUUGUUUGCAUCUGCUCGUUUUCUCCGCUCUUGUUUCAGACUAAACUCUAUUGGGUUGCAGUCGGUUUCCCUAUUCUUUUCUUUUUGCUUUGUGUUUUUCUUUCUCAAAGCAAAUUGAUACUAUUGGUGUUGGAUUGGAGGAGAGAAGAUGACAGUUGGUGCAGGAAUCAGUGCGAGUGAUGGGGGAUUGAUGGUGUUGGGGAAGAGAGUAUUGCAUGAUCUGAAGGAGAACAUAGUGGUGACGCCUGCAUCAGGAGCCGCUCUCAUCAAUGGAGCAUUUAUUGGUGUUACCUCGGAUCAGAUUGGGAGUCGCAGGGUCUUCCCGAUUGGGAAGCUUGAGGGAUUACGGUUCAUGUGUGUUUUCCGGUUCAAGUUGUGGUGGAUGACACAGAGAAUGGGUAAUUGUGGGCGAGAUAUACCAUUUGAGACCCAGUUUUUGCUGGUUGAAGUGAACGAUGGUUCUCAUUUUGACAAUGGAGAUGAAGACCAAUCUGCUUUAUAUGCUGUGUUUCUACCAAUUCUUGAGGGAGAUUUCAGAGCUGUUCUUCAGGGGAAUGAAGAUAAUGAAUUGGAGAUUUGUUUGGAAAGUGGAGAUCCUGCUGUUCAUGAAUUUGAGGGGAGUCAUCUGGUUUUUGUGGCGGCUGGAUCUGACCCUUUUGACAUCAUCACUAGUGCUGUGAAAACUGUCGAGAAACAUUUGCAGACCUUUGCUCAUCGUGAGAGAAAGAAGAUGCCGGACAUGUUGAACUGGUUUGGCUGGUGUACCUGGGAUGCCUACUACACUGAUGUCACUGCAGAGGGUGUGAAGCAAGGAUUAGAAAGCUUGGAGGAAGGUGGAAUUCCCCCAAAAUUUGUUAUAAUCGAUGAUGGAUGGCAAUCUGUUGGCACGGACUACAGCAGCAUUGAAUUCAAAGCUGAUAACUCAGCCAACUUUGCAAACAGAUUAGCUCAUAUAAAAGAGAACUACAAGUUCCAGAAAGAUGGCAAAGAGGGUCAGAGAGUAGAGGAUCCAGCUCUAGGGCUUCGCCACAUUGUCAGCUAUAUAAAAGACCAACAUGGUUUGAAGUAUGUUUAUGUGUGGCAUGCAAUAACCGGAUACUGGGGAGGUGUUAACCCUGGUAUUGCAGAAAUGGAGCAUUAUGAAUCGAAGGUGGCCUAUCCUGUUUCAUCACCUGGUGUUCAGUCCAACGAGGCUUGUGAUUGUCUGAACAACAUAACUCAGAAUGGACUUGGCCUUGUGAAUCCUGAGAAAGUUUUCAACUUCUAUGAUGAACUCCACUCUUAUCUUGCCUCAUCUGGCGUUGACGGUGUCAAAGUUGAUGUUCAGAACAUCCUGGAAACUCUAGGGGCAGGUCAUGGUGGAAGGGUAAAACUCGCAAGAAAAUACCAUCAAGCAUUAGAAGCAUCUAUCUCAAGAAACUUUCCCAAUAAUGGAAUCAUCUCUUGCAUGAGUCAUAACACAGAUGGUUUGUAUAGUGCAAAACGAACAGCUGUUAUACGAGCAUCCGAUGAUUUCUGGCCUAGAGAUCCUGCAUCACAUACAAUUCAUAUUGCAUCAGUUGCUUAUAAUACAAUUUUUCUUGGGGAAUUUAUGCAGCCAGACUGGGAUAUGUUCCAUAGUUUACACCCAAUGGCUGAAUAUCAUGGAGCAGCUCGCGCUGUAGGUGGAUGUGCUAUUUAUGUGAGUGACAAGCCUGGACACCAUGACUUUAAUCUUCUGAGAAAGCUUGUGCCUGAUGGUUCUAUAUUGAGGGCAAAACUUCCAGGAAGGCCGACAAGGGAUUGCUUGUUUAAUGAUCCUGCCAGAGAUGGGAAAAGCCUUUUAAAGAUAUGGAAUAUGAACAACUUCACGGGCGUAAUUGCUGUAUUCAAUUGUCAAGGAGCUGGAUGGUGUCCGGUUGGGAAGAAAAACCUUAUUCAUGAUCAACAACCAGGCACAAUCACUGGUCUUGUUAGAGCCAAGGAUGUAGAUUAUCUGCACAAAGUUGCUAAUGAAGGUUGGACAGGAGAUGCUAUCUUAUAUUCUCACCUUGGUGGCGAGGUAGUUUAUUUGCCAAACGAUGCAUCUUUGCCGAUUACACUGAAGUCUCGAGAAUAUGAAGUUUUGACCGUGGUUCCAGUGAAGGAAUUUUCUAGUGGAGUUAAACUGGGUGCCAUUGGUCUACUCAAGAUGUUCAAUUCAGGAGGAGCCAUUAGUGAGUUGGAGUAUGAAUGCAGUGCAAGCGUGAGAAUGAAGGUUCGAGGAUGUGGGUUGUUCGGGUUCUACUCUUCAGCUCAACCGAAGAGCAUAACAGUGGAUGGAGAGGAGAUGGAGUUUAGAUAUGAAGAAGAAAGUGGCUUGACCUCACUUAAUCUCAGAGUUCCCAAGGAAGAGCUGUACCUUUGGAGCAUGCAUAUUGAGUUAUGAACUCAAAUUCUUUGCAUUUAAAUCCCCAUUGGAUCCAACACUAAAUUUGCUCCUCAUGUCUUUAUCUAUAUAACAAGAUGAUAGAUUAUACAUAUAUAUAUAUAUAUAUUUUAAUAUCAGAGAUUCAAUUUUAACUCUUAUUAUACUGCAUAUUACCUUAUACUUCAAAAAAAACA